GCUAAAAACAAAAAAAUAAUAACACCGAUAGGUAAGCGCCUUUGCUGAUAAUCAACUCGUUAAAAAUUUCACUUCCGUAUAUCAGUUUGAUUUGAUCAACUGAUACAGAAAAAAAAACAACUGUCAAUACGAUAUAAUAGGUAAAGACAUGAAAACAAUGUCAAGUUCAAACAAAAGAUCAAAAUGUAGGUUAAAAUAAACCAAUUAUAGACACGAUGACGAUUACAAUUACGGUGAUUUGUCGAGUAUCUACUAUCGAUAUACCACUUAUGUGUAUUAAUUUACAAUUAUUAUUAUUACAUGAAAAUGUCAUCGCCUGUUCACCUGUCUCGCGUCUUGCGCGCUUGUCACUCUCACUUAAACCGUUUACCUCCUGAAAAUCUACUUCCUACAGCCACCAGACCGGUACCAUACCAAUUGGUUCAAUUCAGUGUGGUAUUCAUUCGGACACAAUUAAUAUACGCGAGUGAAUUAAUCCUCUCACGUUACAAGCCAGCGAAAGUGAUUAACCUUGUAGACCGAAUUGUUGAAUUAGAUGCAAGCGCCAUGGAGAUUGUUUGAAUAAAGUUUAAAAAUGAUUAUGAUAUGCUACGGUACGCGCAUAAUUUACUAUCGGCGAAUCGAUUCGUUUUUUUGAUUUUUUCAGCGUAUUUUAUCGUCGAUGUGGUUCGGUGUUUUCAUCUGGCUCCGCAUUUUAAUCAAGAUUGCGGUGUGACUAAUGGAGUGGCGGCUAGACAGCCCAGAGUUUUGAAUAGUCCAUUCUACGAUGAUAUAAGUAACGAGUUCGAAGAACGAUCUGAGCCUAUAAAUAGCACCAAAUAUAAUCAGGUGCCUAGGCUGAUCAAUGGCAAAGAGACACAACCUGGAGCUUGGCCAUGGCAGGUAUCCUUACAACUACUGCAUCCAAAAUUCGGUCUCAUAAAACACUGGUGCGGUGGCGUACUAAUUCUACCUUCCUGGAUCCUGACAGCUGCUCAUUGUAUUCAUAACGAUUUAUUUAGUUUACAACUGGCUGCCUUGUGGACUGCAGUGCUCGGUGAAUGGGAUCGAGACCUCGAUGAAAAUACCGAAAUUCGUAUCCCCAUUGAGAAUAUAUUCGUACACGAACAUUUCAAUAAUUUUCAACACGAUAUAGCAUUAUUGAAGUUGUCACGAGCCACAGGCCGUUACGAUAAAGGCAUCGGUACGGUUUGUUUGCCUUCCGGAGGUGAGCUGAGUGCGCCCAGUAUAUGUAUCGCCACAGGUUGGGGUAAAACUAGUCCUAAAGGGCAGCUCUCUAGUACAUUGAGACAGAUCAGAGUACCUCUGCAUAAUAACACAGUCUGUAAAGCGAAAUACGGAUCCACUAUACCGAUCCAAUCUAGUCACUUGUGCGGCGGGAAACUGGAUGGCAAAUUUGGAGCUUGCAUCGGUGAUUCUGGAGGACCUCUUCAAUGUACUUUAAAAGAUGGUCGAUGGUUUCUAGCCGGCAUAACGUCGUUUGGUUCUGGUUGCGCGAAACCAGGAUAUCCGGACGUGUAUACUAAACUUUCAUUUUAUAUGCCAUGGAUCAAGAAUCAAAUUGAUAAAUAUUCACGAACGAAUUUGUAAUUUAUUCUAAUAAAGCGUUAUUGUUCAUUUUUU
This is a messenger RNA of Planococcus citri (citrus mealybug), 1623 nucleotides long. RefSeq names its product chymotrypsin-like elastase family member 2A. The record is from RefSeq and is a predicted model, not a curated record. Gene Ontology annotation, biological process: proteolysis. NCBI's taxonomy places the organism in Eukaryota, Metazoa, Arthropoda, Insecta, Hemiptera, Pseudococcidae. The transcript is spliced from 7 exons. The coding region runs from base 586 to 1590 and encodes 334 amino acids. Gene Ontology annotation, molecular function: serine-type endopeptidase activity.